Messenger RNA from Homo sapiens (human), 4690 nucleotides. RefSeq names its product four and a half LIM domains 2 (gene FHL2). Gene Ontology annotation, biological process: ventricular cardiac muscle cell development; heart trabecula formation; negative regulation of transcription by RNA polymerase II. Gene Ontology annotation, molecular function: bHLH transcription factor binding; transcription corepressor activity. Gene Ontology annotation, cellular component: Z disc; cytoplasm; nucleus. Lineage: Eukaryota; Metazoa; Chordata; Mammalia; Primates; Hominidae. The record is from RefSeq and is marked reviewed. The transcript has 8 exons. Bases 604 to 1119 code for a protein of 171 amino acids.
ACUCGGCCGGCAGCGGAGCCGCAGCCACCAGCCGCCCGCGCCCUCCAGCCCCGUCCGGGAGUCCCCGGCCCGCUGCGGUGCCUGGCUGAGAACUGUGUCUUCCUGGAGACUAGGCUGGCAUUUUGACUUUGGGGUUGCUGAAAAGCCAGGAGUCAAAAUGACUGAGCGCUUUGACUGCCACCAUUGCAACGAAUCUCUCUUUGGCAAGAAGUACAUCCUGCGGGAGGAGAGCCCCUACUGCGUGGUGUGCUUUGAGACCCUGUUCGCCAACACCUGCGAGGAGUGUGGGAAGCCCAUCGGCUGUGACUGCAAGGCAUGCUGAUGUGCUCUUUCCUCCAUCUGGGGACUUAAUGACCGGAGCACUGGCUGUGGUGACAUCUAGUGGCUUUGCUUUCCUGUUGACCUUGGAGAUUUCUCUCUCAGUUUUUCUUGAAGGACUUGUCUUACAAGGACCGGCACUGGCAUGAAGCCUGUUUCCACUGCUCGCAGUGCAGAAACUCACUGGUGGACAAGCCCUUUGCUGCCAAGGAGGACCAGCUGCUCUGUACAGACUGCUAUUCCAACGAGUACUCAUCCAAGUGCCAGGAAUGCAAGAAGACCAUCAUGCCAGGUACCCGCAAGAUGGAGUACAAGGGCAGCAGCUGGCAUGAGACCUGCUUCAUCUGCCACCGCUGCCAGCAGCCAAUUGGAACCAAGAGUUUCAUCCCCAAAGACAAUCAGAAUUUCUGUGUGCCCUGCUAUGAGAAACAACAUGCCAUGCAGUGCGUUCAGUGCAAAAAGCCCAUCACCACGGGAGGGGUCACUUACCGGGAGCAGCCCUGGCACAAGGAGUGCUUCGUGUGCACCGCCUGCAGGAAGCAGCUGUCUGGGCAGCGCUUCACAGCUCGCGAUGACUUUGCCUACUGCCUGAACUGCUUCUGUGACUUGUAUGCCAAGAAGUGUGCUGGGUGCACCAACCCCAUCAGCGGACUUGGUGGCACAAAAUACAUCUCCUUUGAGGAACGGCAGUGGCAUAACGACUGCUUUAACUGUAAGAAGUGCUCCCUCUCACUGGUGGGGCGUGGCUUCCUCACAGAGAGGGACGACAUCCUGUGCCCCGACUGUGGGAAAGACAUCUGAAUUCAACACAGAGAAGUUGCUGCUUGUGAUCUCACACACAGAUUUUUAUGUUUUCUUUCUCACCCAGGCAAUCUUGCCUUCUGGUUUCUUCCAGCCACAUUGAGACUUUCUUCUAGUGCUUUUCAGUGAUACUCACGUUUGCUUAAACCCUUUAGUGCUUUGUGAUAGUUCAGUCCCAGGGAAAGAGAAAACUCGCCCUAGGCCCUAGGUGGGAAGAUGGUUUGAAAUUUUUGUAAUCGAGUAAGGCACACCCAAAUGUAAAAAUCCUUUUGAAUGAUGCCUUUAUAAAUCUUUCUCUCACUGUCUAUUUAAGUGCAAUUAACAUAUGUCACGAACUUGAAAGUUUUCUAAACUCAAUAAGGUAAUGACCAGUUGUUAUUUACAGCUCUGUAACCUCCCGUUGCGUCAAGUCUAAACCAAGAUUAUGUGACUUGCAAUAAAGUUAUUCAGAACAGAAUCUUUUGCCAGGCACAGAGUGUGAAAUCAUGAUUACAGGUCGAGGCACUGAGUCUAAGUAACACUUUAUUGCAUGGUCCCAUGGUCACUGUAUGAAGUGCAGUUCCAAUGUUCCAAUGGCCUGGGGCAUUGCCAACUGGAACAGCAUCACACCCUUUAAAGGAAGCCUUCGGCUGGGCACGGUGGCUCACGCCUGUAAUCCCAGCACUUUGGGAGGCCAAGGCGGGUGGAUCAUGAGGUCAGGAGAUCAAGACCAUCCUGGCUAACAUGGUGAAACCCCGUCUCUACGAAAAAUACAAAAAAUUAGCCGGGUGUGGUGGUGAGCGCCUGUAGUCCCAGCUACUCGGGAGGCUGAGGCAGGAGAAUGGCAUGAACCCGGGAGGCAGAGCUUGCAGUGAGCUGAGAUGGCACCACUGAACUCCAGCCUGGAAGACAAAGAGACUCCGUCUCAAAAAAAAAAAGCCUUCAGUCAGCACCAGGCACCUCUUCCUUGCUACCUUCUCUCCCUUUUUUUUUUUUUUUUUUGAGACAGAGUCUCGCUCUGUCGCCCAGGCUAAAGUGCAAUGGCACAAUCUCAGCUCACUGCAACCUCCACUUCCCGCGUUCAAGCGAUUCUCCUGCCCUCAGCCUCCUGAGUAGCUGGGAUUACAGGCACCCACCAUUAUGCCCGGCUAAUUUUUGUAUUUUUAGUAGAGAUGGGGUUUCACCAUGUUAGGCUGGUCUUGAACUCCUGACCUCAGGUGAUCCACCUGCCUCGGUCCCCCAAAGUGCUGGGAUUAUAGGCAUGAGCCACCGCACCCAGCUACCUUCUCUGUCUUUCCCAUACUCUUUCUCUUGGAAUGUAAUCCUCUGCAUUUGACACAGUAACAUAAACUGACAGUGAAGCCAAUUUUCAGGUCAUUUUUCUUGGCAGAGCUUAUCGGCUCUGUCCCAGUGUUAUGGAUCCACAUCUUACACCGACUUCCAUAAAGUGAAAGAUUGCACAAGGACAUAAGCAACUUGAGGCCAGAGACGACAUCCUGUUCAUCUUUAUGUUCUCAACACCCUCGCAACUGAGGGCACACUGGGAGCCUUCAGUGUUUCUGAAAAGGGCAGUAAAGCAGGAGAGACACACAGUCAUUACAGUAAAAAUAACAUUCUGAGCUACUAGUGUGGCAGUAGUCUGUGGAAUAAUCUCAGAUAGCAGUAUACAGUUGGGAAGCACGGAGCCAAUGUAUGGGAUAGAACAUUGCACAGUUCUCUUUAGAAUGGGAGCAUCAGUGACCUUUUUGUCCUUAGUUUUCUAAGACAAUGCAAUAUAAUAAAAUGAUAGGCUGAGCAACAGAAAAAUUUGGUGGAAAUCAAGUCUGAUAUAUGCUGAGCAUAUGUGAAAUCAGUUUCUUAAUCUGAGUGUUAGUCACUGUUAGAAUGUUUGAUAAUGUCUGGAAUGAGUCUUUUGGUUUUAUAGUUGACUUGAGGUUUUGCUUAAAAAGAAUAAUUUCAUCCUUUGUUAGUUGUUUUGCUGUUUUCUACUUCAUAAUAUAAAAGUAAAAGCACUCCAAAUUUCAUUUUGGAACAUCUUACUUGUUCCUCAUUAAAACCAUAGACUCUCCCAACCUUAAAUUACCCAUUCUAAAAUUAAUGGUUAGGGGGAAUUCCACUUCUAGUAAAUAGCUCCAAUUGGACUAAUUCUCCUCCAAAUUAACAGUCAUUCUGGACAAAAUAUUUAUUUAAUUGUUAAGAACACUGGAGCACGAUCCAAAGCAGGCAGAUAUUGGAGGGCAGUAGACACUUGGAAGAAGAGAACGACACUGGGUGAUUUUCCUGUUUCGGCCUUUUAUCCAAUGGCAGGCCCCCGCCAGGGAUCUAAAACUCUGUUAGGAAACCUGCAGUCUUACUGGCCUGAGGAACCAGAGGCCAGAGUUCGGGACAAACAGCCUCUGGAAAGUGAGGAAGAAAAUCCUGAAAAGGAGAGCCCCAAGUUCGUCGCAUGAACUUAGAAAUUUCUGGCUGACAACUGAACCGUGUAUACUUAGGCCAGACUCCAAGCAGCCCAGCCAAGGCUAAAAGCAUUGACUGACAGGACUUUACAGAUAGUGGUUUGCAGGGCUUAGCUGACCGACCCUCUUCCUACUGAAGGAAAUUACUUGUAUAUAAACCACACAACACAAAGUCUCUGAAAAUUUCCCCAGAAGCAUACAACAAAUAAACAUUCAUUCAGGAAAAUCCACUACUAAGUCUUAGAAAGAACAGUGAGUCUGUGGCAUUUGAGCCACAGCCUCAUCCUAUCCCAUCCCCACUCCCCAGCUUCAUGUGACAAACUCUAUUCUGGACCAAUGCAGCCAAAAAUUAAGGGGUCUCUCUUCCUCCAGCUACCAGUCUAGGGCUUUGCCCCAGGUGCGACAGGCUGAGAAUCGUAGAGCUCCAAUUGCCCCUACCCUAGCCUGCUUAGUGCGGAGGCUCCACAUUGGGAGGGGCAAUCUGAGAAGACCAGCGGCUAUCAACCCACUCACAGAGAAGGGAUGUCAGUCCUGGAGAAGCAGGCUGCUGUCCAGCCCCCAGAGGAGAUCCAGGCUCUGAGACUGGUAACCCAGCAGUUAUGCCCAAGGGGACUGGUAUUUGGUACGGAGAACGAGAAAUCUUUGCCUAAGGGGAUUGUCAAAAACAAUAAGACAUCUUACCAGUGAGCCAUUAAGGAAGGGGCUGGUAACUCCAUGCUAUUAGUAGCAAAAAGCAAAAUGACAGACCAGCCAGAAGUUUAACACAGAAAACCAGAGAAAGAGAUAGCCAAGAAGAGCCCUCCUGGAAUCUGGUUUAUCCUUGAGGUUCGGGAAGUAUGUAUGGACAGGGCUGUAUCCACUCAGGAGCAAUCAGAUGUGAAACAAACUUGAAAGCAUUCUCUAAGGCAUACACAGAUCCAUCAGCAAAGAGCAGAAAUCUUAUUAGCUCAAAGUGCUUAAGCAGAACCUCUGACCAAACACUGGCUGAACACAUAAAUGUGUUUGUUCAAAGAACUAAAGGAAAUCAUAUUUAAAAAAGGAAGGUAAAGGAACAAUUACAGUUGUUCCUCCAUAUCCAUGGAUUCCUCAUCUGUGGAUUCAACCAACUGUGGAUCAAAAGUAUUUAGGAAAAAAAA